This is a messenger RNA of Oikopleura dioica, 576 nucleotides long. NCBI's taxonomy places the organism in Eukaryota, Metazoa, Chordata, Appendicularia, Copelata, Oikopleuridae. The record is from the annotation of a GenBank genome assembly.
AUGGAUCUGAUUUCAUUGAAAUUUCUGAAAAAGGAGCAAACAACAGUAGAAUCAACAACCUCUGAUAACACUCGCUCUUCCAUCCGCCGCGGACCCCAAGAUCAUGAUCGUCUCGCUUCCCAGGCGCAGUUCUCUGGAGACGGAAAUAUAGAUGAAAUGGCUAUUGCCAGGCUCCUGACGAUCGGUGGGGAAAAGGAGAUACAUCCUUAUAUAAGGCCUGGUCUGUGCACGAUCAUAUUAGGAAUUUCGGUCUUUAUUCUGACCCCUGCCGUCUCAACUCUUUUGAACAAGUCGAUCAGAAGCUACUGCCCAGAGCCAGAGAGCGAAUUUGUCGACGAAGAAUGCGAAUAUGUCUCUCAAAAACUCCGUCUUGGUGUCAAAGUGCUUUCAUACGUCGGCUGGUCGCUUUUUGGGCUUGGUCUUGGCAUGACGAUUCUCUCCGCCUGUCAGCUUAUUCGAAACUCGGCGGAAUUUAGAGAAUCAAUACGGAACGAGUACAUUGAGUCGCUGAAAGAAUCCAACAGAUACAGGCUUGAGAGGGCCUCUUCUACAGGAGUUAUGGUCUCAUCCCUUUAA